Messenger RNA from Dentiscutata heterogama, 564 nucleotides. NCBI's taxonomy places the organism in Eukaryota, Fungi, Glomeromycota, Glomeromycetes, Diversisporales, Gigasporaceae. The record is from the annotation of a GenBank genome assembly.
AAUGAGAUUGAUCGAUUAAUGGAAAUUGUUGCUGGUUUAUGCCGUGAACGAUCCAAUAACGAUCCACCUCCUGAAUAUUCGCAUAACCUUACUGAAGGUGACAAUGAAGCGGUCAUUGAUCCACCAAAAUAUCCAUCAGUUGUUAGAAAUUUAAAUUUAAAAAAAGACAAUGAAAAAACAAAAUUAGAUUUGGAUAAUGUAAUUUCUGCAAUCGAUCGUGUUUAUUGUGUGGCGCCUCAACUUAAUAAUCAACGUGUAGAACUUAGUCCACGUCAAAAGAAAAGGUUAACCGCUGCUACUUUAUCAAAUGUCAUUCAAAAAUUAUCUCGUGGACGUCUUGAGGAACAGCGCGCCGAUUCUUCGUCAAUUACAAAAUAUCAAACGCUAAAUCGGCUUGUUGACCAAAUAAAUAAAGCAGCAGAAAGAAGUUUUGUAGAUCAACGUGUUGAACUUAGUCCUCGUCAAAUACGACAACAUGAAGUUGCAAAAUUAAACGAGAAAGAGCGUUGUCUCAAAGCAUCCGUCCUUGCGUAUGUUGACCUUAUUUCAGAUGACAUAAUAUGA